AACCAGACGUGCUGGACUUGGGCCAGACCCAGAAGCUGUUCGGUUCGGCUGGUUCUGGGCGGUAACUUCAGUGUGCGCAGAUUGGGUCGGGCCCUCCUGCUGAUCAGCGCCCAGGUUCUGCAGCUGGUUCUGGUUCUGGAGGCUGGCAGCAGGCAGAGACAGGCUCCUCCUCCGGGGGAGGAGGUCUCACUCUGACUCAGACUCGGAGUCCAUCAGGAAAACUUUUCUGCGCUCUGCUCACAAGCGGCUCGGUUCGGUUCGGUUCUGUUCUGUCUUUCUGCGCCACCAUGUCCGGCGUCGCGUCUACUCUGGCCAAGAAGCGGGCCCUGGCCGCGGGGUUCGGCACCAACUCCAACGCGGUUCCGUACCUGAACCAGAACUUCCAGGCCCUGCGCGCUCAGUGCCGCUCCUCCGGACAACUUUUCUGCGACCCCACCUUUCCGCCCGAACCAGAAUCUCUGGGCUUCAAAGAACUGGGUCGGAACUCCUACAAGAUCCGCGGAGUCAGUUGGAAGAGACCCACGGAACUCGUCUCAAACCCGGAGUUCAUCUUGGGCGGCGCCACCAGAACCGACAUCUGUCAGGGAGCGCUGGGUGACUGCUGGCUGUUAGCCGCCAUCGCCUCUCUGACCAUGAAUGAGUACGUGAUGGCUCGCGUCGUUCCCACAGACCAGGGAUUUGGAGAUGACUACGCAGGAAUCUUCCACUUCCAGUUCUGGCAGUUUGGGGAGUGGGUGGACGUGGUGAUCGACGACCGGCUGCCGGUGAAAGACGGAGAGCUGAUGUUCGUCCACUCAGCAGAAGGCCGGGAGUUCUGGAGCGCCCUGCUGGAGAAGGCCUACGCCAAGGUGAACGGCUGCUAUGAAGCGCUGUCUGGUGGUUCCACCACUGAGGGCUUUGAGGAUUUUACCGGAGGCAUCGCAGAGAACUACGACCUCAGCCGGCCACCGCCCAACCUGUUCCAGAUCAUCAAGAAGGCGCUGGAGGCCGGAGCGCUGCUGGGCUGCUCCAUUGAUAUCACCAGUGCUGCAGACUCGGAGGCUGUGACUCGUCAGAAGCUGGUCAAAGGCCACGCCUACUCGCUGACGGGCGCCGUGGAGGUGACGUACCGCGGGCGUCAGGAGAAGCUUGUGAGAAUGAGGAACCCUUGGGGUCAGGUGGAGUGGACCGGGGCUUGGAGCGAUGGGUCGUCUGAGUGGAGCAGCGUCCAGGGCGAGUGUCCUCACGCCAACGCAGAGGACGGAGAGUUCUGGAUGUCCUUCACCGACUUCCUGCGGCACUACUCCCGCAUAGAGGUGUGCACCCUGACCCCCGACACCAUCGGAGACGACUCGGUCAAACACUGGAGCGUCAGCAAGUUCGACGGCACCUGGAGGCGAGGCUCCACGGCCGGAGGCUGCAGGAACCACCCCUACACGUUCUGGACAAACCCUCAGUUUGUGAUCAAGCUGGAUGAGGAAGAUGAUGACCCUGAUGACGGUGAGGUGGGCUGCAGCUUCGUGGUCGGUCUGAUCCAAAAGAACCGCAGGAAGCUGCGUAAACAGGGCGAGGACAUGCACACCAUCGGCUUCGCCAUCUACGAGGUUCCACAGCAGUUCCACGGCCAGAGGGAGGUCCACCUGGACAAAAACUUCUUCCUGACCCAUGCUCAGACCGCAAGGUCUGAAACCUUCGUCAACCUGCGGGAGGUGAGCACCCGCUUCAAGUUGCCACCUGGAGAGUACCUGGUCGUCCCCUCCACCUUCGAGCCACACCUGGACGGGGAUUUCUGCAUCCGAGUGUUCUCCGAGAAGCAGACAGAGACCGUGCCCUGUGACGACCCGGUCAGCGCAGACCUCAGUGACGAGACGGUGUCUGAUGAAGACGUGGAUUCAGGAUUCAGGAACCUGUUCUCUAAACUUGCUGGAGCGGACAUGGAGAUUUCUGCGACUGAGCUGAGGACCAUCAUGAACAAGAUAGUUGCCAAACGAACUGACAUCAAAACAGACGGAUUCAGCCUGGAGACCUGCAGGGUCAUGGUCAACCUGAUGGAUGACAGCGGGAACGGGAAGCUGGGCCUCGGAGAGUUUGCCACGUUGUGGAAGAAGGUGCAAAGAUAUCUGGCGAUCUACAAGCAGAACGACACGGAUAACUCUGGAUCCAUGAGCACUCCAGAGAUGAGGGUGGCCUUUAAAGAUGCAGGCUUCACCCUCAACAACACCAUCUACCAGCUGCUGGUGGCGCGGUACUCCGACCCAGACAUGACCAUCGACUUCGACAACUUUGUGGGCUGUCUGAUGAGGCUGGAGAUGAUGUUCAGGAUCUUCAAGAAACUGGACGCCCACGAGAGCGGCUCCAUCGAGCUCGACUUUAACCAGUGGUUAAACUUCGCCAUGAUCUGAACCAGAACCGUUCUGCAUCUCCAUAUUGUACAACUGACAGCUCUUUGUCUUUUUCACCUGCAUGUUCUCUAUACUCCCACCUGACUGUCACAUAAAGCCAAUAAAUGUACCGACAACACC
This is a messenger RNA of Fundulus heteroclitus (mummichog), 2501 nucleotides long. Its product is annotated as calpain-2 catalytic subunit. Gene Ontology annotation, biological process: proteolysis. The transcript has 21 exons. The record is from RefSeq and is a predicted model, not a curated record. Gene Ontology annotation, molecular function: calcium ion binding; calcium-dependent cysteine-type endopeptidase activity. Lineage: Eukaryota; Metazoa; Chordata; Actinopteri; Cyprinodontiformes; Fundulidae. Bases 288 to 2381 code for a protein of 697 amino acids. Gene Ontology annotation, cellular component: cytoplasm.